UCUCUCUCUCUCUCUCUCUCUCUCUCUCUUACAACUUACAAGGAAAAAGGAAGGAAGAAAAAAAGCCCUAGACGCUCGAUCUGAAGAUUUUGGAGGUCGGAAUUCAAAAUCUGGGAACUGCUUGUCAUUAACGGCGUUACAGCAACUGGCUUUUGUGUCGUCAUUGUGGCACAAUCGUCAAUCGCCACGGCAGCUACUACCAUUCGAUGAUCUCUGCAUGCACCAUCUGCACCGCCAAUAUUGGUGGAAUCUAUGUGUGGAAAGAUUAGGGAUUUAGGGUUUCAUUGCUCUGGAUGCUUAUUGGGUGUUGGAUAAAUGCUUGUUCCUGGGGAUCUUGGGUUUUCGUGCCUGGCCCUGCUGUCGUUGUUUUUUCCCGUAAUCGGAUUGGUUAUCCGGCACAAAUGGCGGGUAGCCGUUGCGAGGAAGGAGGAAAUCAAGAGGCUUUUGAUUUUGGCUUCUGAGGAGGCAGCUAGGGCAGAGCUCGAAACCGCGGCAGUAUCGGUCUCGCCGCAGUUCCAGUGCGCCGUCUGUUAUUGCCCCACUACAACGCGGUGCGCUCGGUGCAAAGCCGUUCGUUAUUGUUCUGGCAAAUGUCAAAUUAUUCAUUGGCGACAAGGUCACAAAGAAGAAUGCAAUCCACCUAGCAUCACUCACCAGAUUAUCGAUGAGAGGAUCAGUUCUAGUCAGAAGGCAGUAAAGCAAGAAAAAUAUGCAAUUUAUGAUAACAGGUUGGAGACUGAAGGACAGCAGUGUGUGAAACCAAUUGAAACAUUCCUUAGCGAACCUGCAUUUUCUAAACCCAAUUGCUCUCCUGAAGUUUCAUGUGAAGAGGACGAUCACAUUAAAGUUGAGUUCCUUGCAGAUGGGAAUGUAUCAGAUUCCACUUCCAAAUCUUCCAGUACAUCCUUUUCUGGAUUCUCUACGUCCACCGACAGAGCUGAACCAUCUGAUAAUGUUUCUGUUUCCACUACCAGUAGUGAAUUAUCUGAUGAUGUUUCUGUCAGUGAAAGCAUUAAUUCAUAUGAUCCUGAAAAAUCAGAUGGACAUAAAUCUGAUGAUUCUGCCAUGCCUGAGACAAUUUCUAGUAUGAACACACAUCAGACUGAACCAUUCUCCCCAGAGUUCACUGGUUUGGUUGAUUCUGUAAAUAGUUUUACUGGUUCUAGUAAAUUAAAUCAGAUCAAAUCCAGCUGUAGUGAUGUUGAGACACAGAGCAAAUCAAGUAGUUCUGGUUUGAGCAUUAAAAGCUGCAAUGAACGUUCAGUUGCCCAGCCGUCUACAGCCUCUUCUGGAUUCUGGGAAGGAACUCUUGAUUUGAAUAGGACCAGAAAUCAUGCCCAGGAUGAUUCUGCUCAAUCCUAUGCCAGUGGAGCUGAUAGCAAUAUAUCUGAUUCUGAAUCUGUUUUACGUUUUUCUUUCAACUUGUCUGGAAGUACCAUUCCUCCUUUGCAUGCAGAAGUCUCCGAGAGUAAAUCCACUGUGUUAGAUGAUGCUCAUCCAUCUACUCUAGGGAUCAAAAAGCCUAUUGAGGGAGUUGCUUCAUCAGAAAAGAUAAGUACAAAGGCCUUAAAGUUUAGGAACUCACCAUCUUUGGCCUUUGAAAGCUCUAAUCUUGUGGAUAGUGGCCCUAGCAAUGAUUCACAUAAACUGAAGUCCAGAGAAGUUAAACCCUUUUCAUCUAGUGUUUCUAAUGCUCAUCCAUCUUGUAGUACUGGAAGAGAUUCAAUUAGUAUUGAUGCUCCUAAGGCCAGGAGCUCUUCAUCCUUGAGCUCUGAGAGGUCAAACCAUGUUGUUAAUGGCAAAAGUGGUGCCUCACAUCAAUUGAAAUCUAGAGAAGUUGAAUCUUUAUCAUCUGGUGCAUCUGAUCCUCAUUUAUCUUCCAGCACUGAAGGGCAUUCAGUCGCAAGUAUGAGAUCUGGAAAGUCAACAGUUGAUUCUGAUUUGCAUUUAUCUUCUAGCACCAGAGGCCAUCCAGUUCCAAAUGUGAAAUCUGGAAAGGUUGACGGUGUUCACACAGUGGCUGCUAGCUCCUCCCAGAUUGCUAAUCAUUCGCCAAUUGUUAGUAAUGGCCUGAAAACAUCUGUUCGGAAAGUUGUUGACCAAUUCAGACCCUCUAAAUUGUCAAAAUCCCUUCCAUUAGGGGUUGGGAGUGAGAUUGCUGGAAGAUGCAGUGACAAGGGUCUCUUUUCUUACGAAGUGUUUGUCAAGCUUUACAUUUGGAACAAGGUUGAGCUGCGCCCAUGUGGCCUCAUGAAUUGUGGGAACAGCUGUUACGCUAAUGCUGUGCUCCAGUGCUUGGCAUUUACUCCACCUCUUACUUCUUAUUUUCUUCAAGGACUCCACUCCAAAUCAUGUUUAAAGAAAGAAUGGUGUUUCACCUGUGAGUUUGAAAGUCUUAUUUUGAAGGCAAAGGAAGGGAAUUCUCCACUUUCUCCUCUUGGUAUACUGUCCCAAAUAAGAAAUAUUGGAAGUCAUCUUGGUAAUGGGAAAGAAGAAGAUGCGCAUGAAUUUUUAAGGUAUGCUAUUGAUGCAAUGCAAUCUGUUUGUCUUAAGGAAGCUGGGGUGAAUGCUUCAGGCUCUUUGGAAGAGGAAACAUCUCUUAUUGGCCUUACCUUUGGAGGCUACCUUCGUUCAAAGAUAAAAUGCAUGAAGUGCCAUGGUAAAUCUGAGCGGCAUGAGAGAAUGAUGGAUCUUACUGUUGAGAUAGAAGGAGAUAUAGGUACUCUGGAAGAGGCUCUUCAUAAAUUUACUGGCACCGAGAUUCUUGAUGGGGAAAACAAGUACCAAUGUAGCAGAUGCAAAUCUUAUGAGAAAGCCAAAAAGAAGUUGACAGUAUCAGAGGCUCCUAAUAUCCUUACAAUUGCAUUAAAGCGAUUUCAGUCGGGUAAAUUUGGAAAGCUCAAUAAGUCGAUAAGAUUUCCAGAGAUCUUGGACUUGGCUCCAUUUAUGAGCGGGACAAGUGAUAAAUCACCUAUAUACAGGCUUUAUGCAGUGGUGGUACACUUGGAUAUCAUGAAUGCUGCAUUUUCUGGUCACUAUGUGUGUUAUGUGAAAAACAUCCAGAACAAAUGGUUCAAGAUUGAUGACAGCACGGUGAAACCCGUGGAGCUUGAAAGAGUCUUAACAAAAGGGGCAUACAUGCUUCUUUAUGCAAGGUGCUCACCACGGGCCCCAAGAUUGAUAAGAAAUGCAGUAAUUCCUCGCAAUAGAAAAUUGGAAGCUGCUUCUUCCAGAAACAUUGUUAAGAAUACUACAUUCAAGUUAAGGCACGACUCCAUAGAUUCAACUGCUGGCCAGUCUAUGAUACAUUCAAAGCCCACAGCCUACCACAGUAGAAGCCCUGUGGACUGCCCCGCCAGUUUUGAAUCAUUUUAUUCAGAAGAAACAAGGUUUCCCUGGAAGCAAAGGAUUGUAGAAGCUGACUCAUCAAGUGACAAUUCUUCUCUUUUCACUGAAGAAGGUUCGUGCAGUACAGAGAGCAACCGGGAUUCUACAAGCACUGAAGACCUUUCUGAUUACAUAUUUGGUGAUUCAGGACGUGGUUGGAGCAGCCCUUGGACAAAUUCAUCUGACUCUGACACUUCUUCCUCCUCUUCCUCUUUAAGGAGUUCACCCCUUGCUGAGUUGAACCGCUACUCUUCAUGUUCUACCGAAACAAGUCGUUCUCAAACUGAUAAAGCAAAAUUGGUUAUGGAGGGUGAUGGGUUUUGGGCAAGGCCACCCAACGGGAGUAGCAAGCUAGUGGAUAUGGAGGGUAAGGGAGGCAUUCCUUUUUUGCUAUCUGACAUCGCUAAACCGUGUAGAAAGUUAGUUAGUAAUAGUAGUAGUGAUAGUUAUUGUAAGGAGACUGACAAAGAGAAAGUAGGACGGGUUAACCCUUUGGACAGCAUGAAGUUGGGUGUACCUUCUAGGAGAUCAACCCGGGAAAGAACAGAUUAGGCGUUCAUAAUAUUAUAAAAGUUGAGUUUAGAGGGGGAAGGGUGGAAGGAAAUAAGAGCUGGGGAGGUUGCCAGUAGGGGCUGUAUGUAAUGUACUCUUGCUGUUGGCUUUAUCUAAAGUGAUCAGCCAUGGUCAUUUUGUCAUUAUAUUCUUUUCCUCUAUAUUUAUAAUAGGUAAAUAACUAUGUCAACACCAUUUUAGUGUUUGUUGA
This is a messenger RNA of Vitis riparia (riverbank grape), 4150 nucleotides long. Its product is annotated as ubiquitin carboxyl-terminal hydrolase 16. Gene Ontology annotation, molecular function: cysteine-type deubiquitinase activity; cysteine-type endopeptidase activity. Gene Ontology annotation, biological process: protein deubiquitination. The transcript is spliced from 12 exons. Gene Ontology annotation, cellular component: nucleus; cytosol. The coding region runs from base 316 to 3939 and encodes 1207 amino acids. The record is from RefSeq and is a predicted model, not a curated record. NCBI's taxonomy places the organism in Eukaryota, Viridiplantae, Streptophyta, Magnoliopsida, Vitales, Vitaceae.